UCCAGAGACCUGACGUGUGUGCAGGGUGGGGAGAGGAGUGACUGUCUGCAGAGGAUGGGAGGUGUCCGGCUCCAAACUUAUAAGCUCACACACAACACACACUCAUAUUCACUACUCAGCCGGCAGCAUCACAGCUCUCCCUGACCUAAAGGCUCAGCAACAUGGGGCGCCAGAAGGAGCUUCUCAACAGCAUCAGCGGCAUGCUGCGCAUCCGCAACAAGCUGAUCCGCCAGGCGCUGGCCGAAUGUCUAGGCACCCUCAUACUUGUUAUGUUUGGCUGUGGUUCUGUGGCUCAGGUGGUCCUCAGUAAAGGCUCCCAUGGUCUCUUCCUGACUGUCAAUCUGGCUUUUGGAUUUGCCGUCAUGCUGGGUAUCAUCAUUGCCGGACAGGUUUCAGGCGGCCAUCUCAAUCCAGCUGUAACUUUUGCCUUGUGUAUCAUGGCAAGAGAACCUUGGAUCAAGUUCCCUAUUUACACCCUGGCACAGACCCUAGGAGCGUUCCUUGGAGCGGGCAUUGUUUAUGGCUUGUACUAUGACGCCAUCUGGUAUUUUGCAAACGACCAGCUCUAUGUCACGGGUCCCAAUGGCACAGCCGGUAUCUUCGCCACUUACCCUACAGAGCAUCUCACCCUAAUGAAUGGCUUCUUUGACCAGUUCAUUGGAACUGCAGCUCUAGUCGUGUGUGUCUUGGCUAUUGUUGACCCCUACAACAACCCCAUUCCCCGUGGUCUUGAGGCUUUCACUGUUGGGUUUGUCGUCCUUGUCAUUGGAUUGUCCAUGGGCUUUAACUCUGGCUACGCUGUCAACCCUGCUAGGGACUUUGGUCCGCGACUCUUCACCGCCUUGGCUGGCUGGGGCACAGAAGUCUUUAGUGCUGGCGGGCAGUGGUGGUGGGUCCCCAUUGUCUCACCUUUACUUGGAGCUUUUGCCGGAGUUCUGGUCUACCAACUAAUGAUUGGCUGCCACAUUGAGCCUGCACCAGAGUCGACUGAACAAGAGAAUGUCAAGUUGUCUAAUGUCAAACACAAAGAGAGGAUCUAAAGAGACUAGAGGACUGAACGCUCAUAACAUGGCUGCAACUAGCCAAGAACAAGAUGGCGGGCGACCUCCGCGUGUCUUGGACAUUAGAUAUUUCUUGUAUACUAUUAGUAGCUUGUCGGAUGUGCAGAAACCUCAUCCCUUAUUGAGCAGAUACGGCUUCCCUUACCAUGCUCUGUACAUCAAGCAUCUAUGGACUAUGGCAUUGAAUUAUGUAAGAGCACCGUAUUUAAUCCAAUUUUUGUCAAUUUACAAGGGCAUCUAUACUAUAGAAGUAACCCCAAUAACUAUUACGGGCCUUUGGUGAGGAGGAAGGCCCUGCUUGCUCUGUACCAUCAACUGUCUCUCUUUCCAAACUCCUCAAUGUAAUCAAAAACAGGGGAAAAUGGGACCUCCAAUGGUCAGGCUGUCCAUCUCUCCUGUAAGAGGUGGAAUUAGAAAGGAGGCAUCAAUCUGUGUACUCUCUGGAUCCAGGGAUUACAGCUUGGGGUGGUAUGAACCAGCACUAGGUUGGGGACCCAUCUGGAUGAAUACUAUCUCUUCUUCUAUCUAUUCCUCCUUACAGCACUGAAUGCAGCUCUGUUACUGAGUUUCUUGAGUUUUAUAAAGUAUUUAGCCUUUCUAACAUAGACUAAUAUUAUUUUUUUAAUUUUUAUAGGGAAGGAACAAUUAAAAACAAAUAUAACAAAUUUCGUGAAUAUUGACGAAGCCCUUAAAAUUAAGUUCCCCGACUAGUGGUGUACAUCGGACAUAGGAAGCCCCAUAGAAAAGGUUGAAAUGGGCCUCCUAUUAUGGUGUCUGAUUUUUUACCCCGUGGACAGAAGGGUCUGGUUUUUAUUUCCCUUAACUCACAUGACCCAUUGGUCAAUACCCCCCCCCCCCCCCCCCACUCCAUUAAUUUGAUGACAAUACAGUUCCCUGGAGAGAGGAGUUCUGCACAGUGUUUGUCAAUAGAAAAGGGGCUGGCCCCCCUCUCUUAAAGGACCCCAUCGCAGCUGCAGGGCUAACCCCUAUGGUACGUCUGCCCUUGUCCCUGGCCGGAAAUGCAAACUAUUCUUUUAUGUUACUAACCAAGUCUCCAAAUCUUGCAGCUCUACUUUACUGUAUUUGACAGGACAGGUGACUCAUGAUGUCUAUCAACCAAUUGUCUACCUGUCUGGAUGACAACCAUGUUCUUUGCAUGUGAUUAAAAGAAGAAAACAUAAACUGAACUGAUCUUUUACAGCAACAGUGUCACUCUUGUCCAAAUGCUAUGUCUGGUAUUACAACCUAUCCACCUUAAAGGGGUACUCUGGAGAGAUUUUUUUUUCAAUUUAACUGGUUCCAGAAAGUUAUACAAAUUUGUAAAU
Molecule: messenger RNA, 2386 nt
Organism: Hyla sarda
Lineage: Eukaryota; Metazoa; Chordata; Amphibia; Anura; Hylidae
Gene: AQP3
Product: aquaporin 3 (Gill blood group)
Exons: 6
Coding region: 162-1040 (292 amino acids)
Biological process (GO): water transport; glycerol transmembrane transport
Cellular component (GO): plasma membrane; basolateral plasma membrane
Molecular function (GO): water channel activity; urea transmembrane transporter activity; glycerol channel activity
Source: RefSeq, a predicted model, not a curated record